Molecule: messenger RNA, 2775 nt
Organism: Rattus norvegicus (Norway rat)
Lineage: Eukaryota; Metazoa; Chordata; Mammalia; Rodentia; Muridae
Gene: Zfp867
Product: zinc finger protein 867
Exons: 4
Coding region: 111-1490 (459 amino acids)
Biological process (GO): regulation of DNA-templated transcription
Cellular component (GO): nucleus
Source: RefSeq, marked validated
GUUCUGUUUCUUCAGGUUCUGUCUCUCCAGCUCACAGUUGUGUAAGGUGGCUCCGCUGUAGCUAGUGUCCCUAUGCGGUGCAGACGACGCGGGACGGCAGAAAUUCGGAAAUGGACUCAGUGGCCUUUGAUGAUGUGGCUAUAAACUUCACCCAGGAAGAGUGGGCUUUGCUGGAUCCCUCCCAGAAGAGUCUCUACAGAGAUGUGAUGGAGGAAGUCUUUAGGAACCUGACUUCUAUAGAGAAAGGGUGGGAAGACCAAAACAUUGAGGAUGAGGACAAAAGUCCUGAGACUAAUCUAAGGCACAUCAUAGCCAACUCUGGAUGCAACCUAUAUGAAAGUGAAGAACACUCUGAGAAGCCAUAUAAAUUUACACAGUAUAGGAACUCUUUCAUUUCUCUUAUGAGUAUUCAAAGACACAUGAUAAUGGACACUGGGAGUAAGCCUUAUAAGUGUAUGCUAUGUGGGAAAGCCUUUCAUUUCCCCAGUGAGUUCAGAAUCCAUUUAAGAACUCACACAGGAGAGAAGCCCUAUGAGUGUAAACAGUGUGGGAAAGCCUUUAGCCAUUCCAGCUCCUUCCGAAAGCAUGAGAGAACUCACACCGGAGAGAGGCCCUACGUGUGUAAACAGUGUGGGAAAGCCUUUAACUGUUCUGGUUCCAUCCGAAAACAUGAAAGAACUCAUACUGGGGAGAAGCCUUAUGAAUGUAAACAGUGUGGGAAAGCCUUCAACUGUCCCAGUUAUCUUCAAAUUCAUGAAAGAAGCCACACUGGAGAGAAGCCCUAUGAAUGUAAACAGUGUGGGAAAACAUUCAGUUGUUCCAGUUCCCUAAGAAAACAUGAGAGAACUCACACUGGAGAGAAGCCCUAUGAAUGUAAACAGUGUGGGAAAGCCUUUAGUUGUUCCAGUUCCUUUCGAAAGCAUGAACGGACUCACACUGGGGAGAGGCCCUAUGAAUGCAAACAGUGUGGCAAGGCCUUCUUUUCUCUUACAAGUGUUCGAACACACAUGAUAAAGCACACUGGAAAUGGACCUUUUAAAUGCAGUGUAUGUGAAGAAGUGUUUCCCUUUUCCAGUGUAUUUAGAAGACAUCAAACAUCUCAUGCUGGAGAGAAGCUCUAUGAAUGUAAACAAUGCAAUAAAUGGUUUAGUUCCUCCACUUCACUUCAUAAUCAUGAAAGAAGUCAUAAUGGGGAAAAGCCCUAUACCUGUAAACCACGUGGUAAAGCUUUCAUUCGAAAACAUGAACGAGCUCAUGCUGGGGGAAAAUCCUAUCCAUGCAAACAGUGUGGUGAGUGGUUCAGUGCUUCCAGUUCUCUUCAAAUGCACGGCAGAAUUCAGACCGGAGAAAAGCCCCAUAAAUGUGAACAAGGUGCUAGAGCCCUCAGUUGCUCCACUUGCAUGAGGAAACACGAACAGACUCAGAGUGGGGGGAAAGCCUAUGACUAUGGUGUGGAAAAGCCUUUGCUUCCAGUUAGAAUUGACUACUAACAGGCUCAUAAGUUAUUCGUAACAGUCUUAUGAAUGUAAAUUCUGGCAAAUCCCUAGUUUCUCUAACAGGUUUUUGUUUGUUUGUUUUUGUUCUUUUUUAAACAAAGUGAUAAAGCACACUGGAUAUGGACCUUUUAAAUGUGAGGUGUGUGAAAAAAGCCUUUCACAGUCCCUGCAUGUUUAGAGCACAUCAAAUAAACUCAUGCAGGAGAGAAACACUGUGAAUGCAGAUAAUGUGGUAAAUCCUUCACUUCUUCCAGGUAUCCUCAAAGCCGUUAAAGGAUUCAUAUUGGAGAGCAUUGCUAUUAAUGAAAGCAUUGGAGAACCACUCACUACAAUUGCCUUGUAAACCUGAGUAAACUUGUCUUUUGAGUACAAAUAAAUAUGGUAAAUAUCACAUUUCCCAUUUGUCAUCAAAGAAACUAAAUACUCCUUGGACAACGAAUCAUCAGAGUGACUGUAGAGAAUAUGAAAAACAGAGCUUUCUUAAUUCUUAGAAAGGACACAGAAAAGGUUCAGAGUGAACAACAGGAAAGCCUAUGUUUGUGAGAAAAAAAGGUAAGGCUUCAGAUGCCGCAGGUUUAGAUUAUGGGAAAAAACACACUAGGUAAAACGCUAGGAAAAGGAAUAUGGGGGAAAUGUUCAAAUUUCCAGUGUUAUUCUUCAAAGGCAUAAAAAGGACCAGCAGGUAAAAAAGCCGGUAGGUCUAAGUAAUAAGGUUAGGCUUCAAUUUUUAUACUCCUCUCUGAGAAGCAUAGAAGAACGGUGGAGAAAAGUCUUGAGAGUAAGAAAUGUCAGAAGACCUUCAGUUUUUCCACUUUCAUUUAAAGACAUGAUAGAACUCAUCUAGAAAGAGACUGUUGGGUGCAGACAGUCUACUGAGUUCAUUUCUCAUUGAAAGGUACAUGAAACACUGGAGAAGGCCGUGCGUUACAUUGACUUUACAAUGUGAAAACAUUGCUUUUCCGGGUUAAAGCAUGGAAUGUGUCUUUUUAUAUUAGAUAUAAUUUUGUAGUAUUUUGUUGAGACUUUUUACAACUGUAUUCAGAGAUUUAUGUAUCUUGGUAUAGCAUAUAAUAUAGUAUUUAGUACAUACAGUGUAUGCAUGUAUAUAUGUGUAUCUGUAGGAUACAGUAUAGUUUGUAUAUAAGUAGUAUAUAUUAUAUAACUGUUUUAUAUGGUAUGUAAUUAAAUGUAACCACUAUUUUACUAUAGUAUUAUACUAAUGGCUAUGCUAUGAAGUCUUAUCAGUAUGUAGAAUAAAGUAUUUCAGUUACCCACCCCA